AUGUAUGAUCCAAAGAAAAUGGUUGAAAGACAGCACCCAGACAUUUCAUUUGGCAAUCUCAACUCCAUCAUUUCAACACCCAAAGAACCAGCUGCUCAUCAAAGUUAUGAGCCCACUGGCAGCUAUCUAUCUGUGGGCACAGAUGAGCAGGAAGAAACUCUUGAAGAUGAAAAAGACACAUGGCUUGAUGAGAAGCUAGCAGCCAAACCAGUGCAGGAUUUAGCCUUUGACAUCAAAGUAGAUGCAAACCUUCAUGCACCAAUUGUCACCAAAGUAUUGUCUGAUGAAUGCAAGGAAAGUCCUAUCAAUGGCCUGGGUGGUGAUGCUACUGAGGAUGAUGCUGACCUAGAGGACAAGGACACUGAGUGGGGCGGAAAAUUUUGGUGCAUGCAUGCUGGUAUAGUCAAAAAAUGUUCCCUCAAUGCUCCAAGGGAACUGGCUGCAAUUAAGGACUAG
This is a messenger RNA of Suillus subaureus, 456 nucleotides long. RefSeq lists its product as uncharacterized. Lineage: Eukaryota; Fungi; Basidiomycota; Agaricomycetes; Boletales; Suillaceae. The transcript has 3 exons. The record is from RefSeq and is a predicted model, not a curated record. The coding region runs from base 1 to 456 and encodes 151 amino acids.